GCACAGGCUGACAACACUGGCAGUGACCCCGACCUCAACGCUGCUCCUCCCCCGGGCCAGUCGCUGUUUCUCUCUCUCCCGCCGCCAUGGCGAACGUCGCUGGUCGCAAAAAAUCAAUCGCCUCCAACCCCAGCCUUGUCAUCGAGACUCCCAACAACAUCCUCAACAAGGCAGCCUCCCAGUCAACAUCUCUUUAUCAGCAAUGCUCCUCCCUUCGCACCCGUCUCAUGCGCAUCCCCGGCUUUUCCGACUUCUUCGUCCUGUCCUCCCCCACCGGCUCUCUUCGCCAGUCCACCGACCCCGUCACACAACUCUGGGACUGCUUCUCCCUAGGCAUCCCGCUCUGUUUUCUCUUCAACCUACUGCCCGCUGCAAACCCUCCAAUUGCCAUAAAUACCGGUGCCGCUACCUUCGAUGUCACCAACGAGCGCGCAAAGAAGCAUGCCAUCGCGUUGUUUGCCAUGAGGGUCAAACAAGUGCAGAAUUGCGAACAAUUUACUGUUACCGAUCUGUGGGAACGUCACUCGACGGAUGGCCUCGUCAAGGUCGUUAGUACGGUCACUACUGUCGUCGACUUGCUGCCUCCCGAAGCAUUCGAACCCAUACCACUUUCUCCGCCUUUGCUCACUUCACAUGAAUCAAUCGAUUCCCUUAUCAACGACGUUCCAAACACUGCAAUCCCUGCUAAUGCACAGGAAGCUGGCCGCAAUAAUAUUGUGAGAGAGAUUGUGGAAACGGAACGUAAAUAUGUGCAAGACUUGGAAAUCAUGCAGAAAUACGCAACUUCCCUGUCCCACAGCAACACCAUCGAUCAAGACACCAUUCAUCUUCUUUUCCCCGGCUUGAACAAACUCCUGAACUUCCAGAGAAAGUUCCUCAUCCGCCUUGAGGGCACUGCAGAGAUGCCAUGGAAUGACCAGCGCUGGGGUCUCCAUUUCAUCGAAAACGAGGACGAUUUUGCGGUGUACGAACCUUAUUGUGCCAACUACACCAACGCAGUGGAGCUUAUGUUAGCGGAGGAACAAAACCUGCAGGUGCAUAACAACCUCAUUAACGCCAAGUCGGAAUUGCCUGCUUUCCUCAUUAAGCCUGUCCAGAGAAUCUGCAAAUAUCCGCUCUUGCUUGAUUCUUUGGUCAAGGCUUCUUCUCCCAACGAGUAUCCGCACUACGAGGAGCUCCGAGCCGGCUCUGCUGCUGCUAAGCGCAUCGCCGACAAGAUAAACGAAGCUCAACGGCGCGAAGAGAAUCUUCAGACGGUCAAGAACCUCGAAGGACGUGUGAAAGACUGGAAGGGACACCAUUUGUCCAACUUCGGCAAUCUUCUCCUUGACGAUGUAUUCACAGUCACCAAAUCAGACGUCGACCGGGAGUACCACGUUUUCCUUUUCGAAAAGAUAAUCCUUUGCUGCAAGGAGGCUCUCCCACCUCCUCCAAACGGUAAGAAAGCUAGCAAGAACAACUCGAUUUUGAAAAAGCAGUCUGUCCAUUCGCCUACACCUGGCGCCGUACCGAACAAGAAAAAGGACACUCCCCUUCUUCUUAAAGGUCGUAUUUUUUUGAACAACGUGACGAAGGCUGUCUCGUCGUCUCCGAGAUAUUCCACAGCGUCGGCUCUGACGGCAUCGUACUCCCUCGCUGUUUGGUGGAGAGGGGAUGACGACUUGGAGUAUUUCACCCUUCGAUGUCGCUCGGAGGAGCAACUUAAGCAGUGGGAAACCCAAAUCAAUCGCCUCAUUAGGGAAGUGGCAAGCCGGAGGGCUUCAGAGCGCAACCUUGCCCUGAUGGUUUCGCACAACAGCCACAUAUCUGUUCCUGUAUCACUUCCCCAACGUUCGCCGCUUCCUCAUGCCCAUGAUAGGGCUUCUUCCUCCAUGUCGCACUCGACUCUUGCCAGAAAUCUCCCCCUUCACCCGGCUAGUGCUCGUCAUCGUAUCGCACCCCAUUCGAGUGAAGAGCAGGCCUCCGUUGCCUCAUCUUCUGGCUCAUAUUCUAGCGGGGUUAUCCACAGUUACGUAUCUCCGGAUGGAUUUGAGUUUGAUCUGGAGGACGAUCUGGAGGAAUACCCGCUAUUGUCGUCUUCGGGCAGAGGUACACCGUUAGGACCUCGUCGGAUUAAUGCCCGUAGCUGCCAUGCUGAGUGGGAGUCUGGUUCCAGCCAAGACCGUCCACGAACGCAUACAGAUGAUUUCGGUGGACAUACUAUCAAUCAAUGGAAACUACGCAACAUACCUCUCCCACUACCGCCGGGUGCUGCUGCUGCUACCUCACCGGCAUACCCAAUAACACUCCCAGGCAUGGACUCAGGCACGAGCGUAAGCGCAGACAAUAACUUGGUUUUUGUCGCACGACCCCCUCGAGCGCCACUACACCCACAACCUAGUUCUUCACAACUCCGGCCCGCACACGACCAGGGCGACAUAAGGAGCGCGACUCCUUCCCCUUCCGUAACUAGUGGCUCAUUUCCGAUGACUCGAUCUCGUAGCGCUAGUCAGCCCAGUGCCUACGUACCGAAACCUAGUCUCCCACCUGUGCCUUCUAACACGUGGGCGCACCGUCCACAAGGCUCCACCACGGCAGAAAGUAAACGAGGUAGUGGGUCGAGCCAGUCAACUCGCGGGUCGUCUGACGACUCGCCUAACACAUCUCCAAUAACCCCAUUUGGCUCGAGUGAUUCUUCGCUGGGAGGACCUGUCCUUAGGCCAUCUCGCUCGCAGACGUUCGAAAGCGUGAUGACCAACGGCAUGCACGUUGGUUCGCCACCCCCUGUCAAAGUGAAGGUUCACUACAACGAAGACAUCUUCGUCAUCCAUGUCCCAAGAAGUACCGAAUUCCUUGACCUUGUCGACAGAGUCGAGAAGAAGAUACGCCUUUGUGGCCCCCGCCGGGACGAUUGCCCUCUUCGAGUGAAAUACAAAGACGAGGAUGGUGACAUGAUUUCCCUUGGCUCUACCGAGGACGUGCAGAUGGCUUUCGAGUCGUUCCGUCCCGGAGGCCAAGUCAUCCUAUACGUUACAUAGUGUCUCAUUCCCACCUUUUUGCAUGCAUCACUACCCUUGCCGCCUUCCCCUAUAUUGGUUCGACAUGAAUACUUCUGCUCUCGCUUUUGGGACUUAUUAUUACAUGGCAUGCCUUCUUAUUUCCCUUCAUAUGUAUCACCGCCACCUUCGCCUUUGUUUCUCUCUCCUGCAUACCUACCUUUGCGCUGAAGCUUGCCAGCUUUAGUUCCUGGGGGUUAUCCUGCCCGUUCAUUUUGACCUUCCAUUGGUGGCACAAGUUUUUCGUAUUUAAAAGGUGGAACAUUCAUUGGUCAUUGUAACUCAUAGAAUACUACAAUCAUUGCUAUGAGAUCCAUUACACAAAAUACGGUAUAUUUUGUUGUGCCAUUGAUGGGCAUAUGAAGUGAGGUACAAACUGCAAUAACAAGCAGGA
Pisolithus orientalis is the source of this 3429-nucleotide messenger RNA. RefSeq lists its product as uncharacterized. Bases 87 to 3017 code for a protein of 976 amino acids. The transcript has 7 exons. Gene Ontology annotation, molecular function: protein binding; guanyl-nucleotide exchange factor activity. Lineage: Eukaryota; Fungi; Basidiomycota; Agaricomycetes; Boletales; Pisolithaceae. Gene Ontology annotation, biological process: septin ring organization; establishment of cell polarity. The record is from RefSeq and is a predicted model, not a curated record. Gene Ontology annotation, cellular component: mating projection tip; nucleus; division septum.